AUGCUGAACAAUCUCUCAUUGGCUCACAACAACCUGCAAGGUUCAAUUCCAGACUCACUUGGGAAGUUAAUAAGUCUAGAAAUUUUGGACUUAUCUCAAAAUAAUCUAUCUGGCAUGAUCCCCAGAUCCUUAGAGACACUCAGGUAUUUAGAAUACUUAAAUCUUUCUUAUAAUAGGCUACAAGGAGAAAUCCCAAGUGGAGGACGCUUUAAUAUAUUCACAGCUUCAUCAUUUAGGCAUAAUAAAGACUUAUGUGGUGCAGCAAAACUAGAAGUCUUGCCUUGCAGAAACAAACAAAAAGAAUCAAGAAAUUUGUCUUCUCUAAAAUUUGAUGACCGGCCGCCAUCACUUCUUGAGUGGACAAGAGUAUCAUAUUAUGAACUAGUAAGAGCCACAGAAUCAUUUGAUGAAAGCAACUUGAUUGGGAAUGGGGCUUACGGCUCAGUAUUUAAAGGAAAGCUCACAGAUGGGGUAAAUGUAGCGGUAAAGGUUUUUAAUUUACUCUCUGAAGGUGCAGUAAAAAGUUUCAAUGUUGAAUGUGAAGUACUACGCAAUAUUCGUCAUAGAAAUCUCGUUAGAAUCGUUAGCAGUUGUACCAACAUGGAUUUUAGAUGCUUAGUUAUGGAAUACAUGCCGAAUGGGAGCCUUGAGCAGUGGCUGUACUCACACAACAAUCAUCUGAGUCUUAUACAACGACUGCAAAUAUUGAUAGAUGUUGCCUCAGCCCUCGAAUAUCUACAUCAUGGUCAACCAACUCCUAUUAUUCAUUGUGAUUUAAAACCAAGCAACGUCCUCCUCGAUGAAGAUAUGCAAGCACGUGUUUGUGAUUUUGGGAUUUCCAAAAUAUUUGGUGAAGAGGAAUUCAGGCUAAGAACUGCAACUUUAGGAACGAUAGGAUACAUGGCACCGGGUAUGACUCUUUCAUUUCCUUGCUUCUUCCCUUUGCAUUCUUAA
Molecule: messenger RNA, 954 nt
Organism: Helianthus annuus (common sunflower)
Lineage: Eukaryota; Viridiplantae; Streptophyta; Magnoliopsida; Asterales; Asteraceae
Product: receptor kinase-like protein Xa21
Exons: 3
Coding region: 1-954 (317 amino acids)
Biological process (GO): protein phosphorylation
Molecular function (GO): protein kinase activity; protein binding; ATP binding
Source: RefSeq, a predicted model, not a curated record